CAUGGCCGGGGCCGGCAGCCCAGCGCGGAGGCUGCUCCCGCCCUGCAGCCGGCGGGGCAGCGCGGAGGCACCAGAAGAGUGUCUGGCCCCUCUGCGAAAAGCGAGAGAAGUAGACAAAGACGAGGAGGAGCGGCAAAGUGAGGAGCUGCUGAAACAGACGGAAGUCGAGAGGCAGAAGAUCGUCUGGGAGUGGAAGGAGUUGCAGGAGUUUCUGGAGGAGCAGGAGCAGCGGCUGCUGUCCCAGUUGGAAGAGCUAGAGAUAGCCAUUGUCCAGAGAAGGGAUGAGGGCCUCUGCAAACUUUCCGGGGAGAUUUCUGUGCUCAGUGAGAGAGGAGGAGAGAAGGGGCAGCAGCCACUGAGCCAAUCCCUGCAGGGUGCUGGAAGCACUGGGAGCAGGGAGGCCGGGAAGUUUCAGAAGCCAGAGCCAGAGUUUGUGGUGCUGGAGAAGAGACUCUGCGAUUUCUCUCUGAAAAGGGCCGUCCUGCAAGAGGUGCUGCUGGGAUUCAAAGAGACGCUGCGACGGGAGCUGGGGAGCGACACAGGCUGCAGAACAACAUCCACGUUUCACUCCAGAUGGGCCCAGCCUCCCAGGGGACGGGGAAGGGAAACGGCUGCUGUGGGGCUGGCUCAGGGGCUGGUGACCUUUGAGGAGGUAGCUGUGUAUUUCACCAGGGAAGAGUGGGCUCUGCUGGACCCUGCUCAGAGAGACCUCUACUGGGAUGUCAUGCAAGAGAACUAUGAGAAGGUGACCACGCUGGGUAAGGAUUUCUGUCCCUUGGUUAUUAGAAGGGGAGACGUCAUCUCCAUAAUACAACCUUAA
This is a messenger RNA of Terrapene triunguis (Three-toed box turtle), 820 nucleotides long. RefSeq names its product zinc finger protein RFP-like. Gene Ontology annotation, biological process: regulation of DNA-templated transcription. Bases 2 to 820 code for a protein of 272 amino acids. The transcript is spliced from 8 exons. The record is from RefSeq and is a predicted model, not a curated record. Lineage: Eukaryota; Metazoa; Chordata; Testudines; Emydidae.